UGUCUUCUGAUUGUAGCGCCAUCUGCAGAAACAAAAUGAAUAAAUUUGGUGGAACCCGCGUCCACUCGUGGUUCAAACUUUGUUCAGUCAACAUCCACUGAUACCAGACAAUCGACAAUGGCAGACCUCAGCGGCAAGGAUGUUGAAAGGGCAGAAUUCGCCUUCUCUAUUUACGAUGAUGAUGGCACCAACGUCAUCGACGCGGUUGACCUUGGCAACGUCCUUCGCGCGUUGAACUUGAACCCCACAAACGCAACCAUCGAGAAACUGGGCGGCACGAAGAAGAAGGGCGAGAAAAAAUUGAAACUCGACGAAUUCCUGCCCAUCUUUAGCCAGUGCAAAAAAGACAAGGAACAGGGUUGCUACGAGGACUUCCUUGAAUGUUUGAAGCUGUACGACAAACAGGAAAACGGAAUGAUGCUGGGCGCAGAACUGUCUCACACACUUUUGUCACUUGGUGAGCGUCUCAACGACGCAGAAUGCGAAACUGUACUAAAGGAUUGCAUGGACCCAGAGGACGAUGACGGUUUCAUCCCUUAUGCCCCCUUCUUGAAGAAGAUGAUGGUGCCAUUGUAAACGGUCAAGGUGUUAUCGAGACAAAAAUUAUCCAUCAGUUCCUUCGUAGACUAUGUGAGAGGGCAGCCGCUGGUAACGAUGAGUAGUAGAAUGACCACCGUCAACAUUUAUUCACAUAAACGAAGGACACACUCGCCAUAAUAUUCGCUCGUUGCAUUCGUCACACCGUUGCAUUCAUCCCCCUAUUUGAUCAUAUACAUCACGCGAUCACGCAAAAACCCACAAUUUGACAACUUACACGUAAACAACAAUGAUCCUGGAAUCAGCAUUGUCGAGACAAGCAUUUUAAGGGAAAGGGAAGCAGCAAAGAAGGAAAAUCCACGCAAACAUAUCGAGUACAAAAAAAAAACAACAUUUUAUCUCGAACGCAGCAUCGUUUUAUUCGAUUCGAUUUCACACAUUGUUGCGAUACAAACAUUUACUUAAACUCAUAAAAGGCAAAAUGUCUUAAUAUAACAACAUUAUGUACAAAGUCGAAUAAAACGGUCAAUGUUAAUUUACUUCUUACUGUUACUGUAAUAAAUCUUUCCUCUCAAACUGUCAAAGAGGAUUAAAAGCCGC
Formica exsecta is the source of this 1137-nucleotide messenger RNA. RefSeq names its product myosin light chain alkali (gene Mlc1). The transcript is spliced from 6 exons. Bases 118 to 576 code for a protein of 152 amino acids. The record is from RefSeq and is a predicted model, not a curated record. Gene Ontology annotation, cellular component: muscle myosin complex. NCBI's taxonomy places the organism in Eukaryota, Metazoa, Arthropoda, Insecta, Hymenoptera, Formicidae. Gene Ontology annotation, molecular function: calcium ion binding.